Bicyclus anynana (squinting bush brown) is the source of this 2395-nucleotide messenger RNA. RefSeq lists its product as uncharacterized. The coding region runs from base 189 to 1736 and encodes 515 amino acids. Lineage: Eukaryota; Metazoa; Arthropoda; Insecta; Lepidoptera; Nymphalidae. Gene Ontology annotation, biological process: intracellular signal transduction; cell surface receptor protein tyrosine kinase signaling pathway. The transcript has 5 exons. The record is from RefSeq and is a predicted model, not a curated record.
GCGUCAAAUGAAAAGAUUUCUAAAUAAAAAUAAGUAACUUAAAAGUUCAAAGGCGUUGAAAAUUAAUUUUGUUUGAAUGUUAAGUUCCGUGAAAUAAUAAUUAGAGUAAAAUUAGAAAAAAAUAUAUUGAAUUUUUUUUAGACAGUGAAAUAAAAUAUUUAAGUAAGUAAAAAUAUUUUGUGUGCAAAAUGACGUUAAAAGUGGAAAAUUUGAAAAAUAGUGAUGUAGUGAAGUUGUUCGAGUUCUGGGAAAUGGCAGAGUUUGUUGAUUUUGUUAAGGAAAAGGAAAUUAAUGGCCGAAAAUUAUUGGAGAUCUCUGAAGGGCUUGUGAAUAUAUGGCGACCGAAUGCCAACGCUAAGAAACUAGUGCUAUUCAUACAAGAAGUAAAGCGACAUCCACAAAAAUACCUGAAUUGUAUCAAUAACAAUGAUGUGAUUACUAUAAAAGAAACGAACUUGUGUAGUGAAAGUCAGUAUCAAACGAUUAGUGUCAGAAAGAUAAGUAAUCAGGAUAAUAGUAACAGAGUUGAAGAAAUUUUGAAAAAAAUUACAGCACCCAAAAGCUUUUUGUAUAGACAUAAUCCAAAAAGACAGCAAAGGUCCGUUACUUCAUACGUACCAAUGAACGCAAGUAAAGAGAAAUCAAGGAGUUUCUUUCGACUAAGCUCAUAUGACUAUCCUAUAUUCGAUAUAAGAAAGCAUUUUUCAAAAACAGAAAACUUUACUGACAGAGGUUACUAUCCUGUUAACAAAACUAAAGAAGUAAAACCUAAAUACAAAUCUAUGAGUUCAACUGAAGAAUUUAAUGACAAACAUUCAGAAGAUCACUUAUAUGAAGACUUGUGCUAUACAGAUGUUAAAGAGGAAAGCAAACCAAAACCAUUUACUCCAAAUCAAACUAAUCAAGUAAAACCUUGUAUGGUAAAAAUACAAGAGUUAUUUAGUUCUUUCAAAUUUCCAUUUUUUAAAAAAGAAGAAGAAGUUAAAAAUGUUCCAAAGAAAUCUGAGUAUAGAGUUGUAAAAGAUGAAGAAAGUGUUAAAGAUAGCAACAUCUAUGAGAACAGUUCUAUGGAUAUGUAUGAUUCUGUUCAUGUGGCAACUGAGCAAGAUUUAAAUAGGAAAGAAGAUAAUCAUGCAAGACUGGCAGUAGAAGACUACCUGGUGCCGGUGGAAGUGGAGAGAGAGUAUUGCGACGUGUGUGUGAAGCAGAAGGACGACUCUCUUCUGGGCUACAUCAUGAACUACUUCGAGAGCCGGUUCGGCAUGAGACGAGAAACGAACGAUGCAACCCAGUCAGAGGAAUCGGAAACGGAACCAGCGUGCGAGCGGGAAUGGGAGCGGAAGGUCAACAUGGCGGCGCGUCCACUUCCGGUUCCGGUGGAGAACGAGCCUUACUACAUGGACGUGGACCGGACGGAGGCUGAACACUUGCUGACUGAUCAGCCUGACGGGACUUAUAUAUUGAGGCCUUCGAGUCAGCCCAACCAUGCGUACACACUGAGCGUAGCCUGCUCCGGCGCGGUCCACAACGUGGGCGUCCGGCGCCGGAGUGAUGGGCGCCUAGCACUGGGCUACGCGCGACGCGGCGAGCGCAGUUUCACCAGCGUGACGUCACUGUUACGUCACCACAAAAAGCGCCGCUUGCUGCUCGUGGCAGCGGGCGGGCUGCUCGGCGCUACUACGCUCAACGAGACCCCCCAGUAUUAUCAGACACCUAGCAAUAUACCCAUUCUGUAAUUGUUGAUCAGUGUGACGUCACCACAAAAAGCGCCGCUUACUGCUCUUGGCAGCUCCACGAGACCCCCCAGUAUUAUCAGACGCCUAGCAAUAUACUCAUUGUGUAAUUGUUGACUAGUGUGACGUCACUGCUACGUCACCACAAAAGCGCCACUCAAUCAUAACAAACAGUUUGGAUAACAGACUUUUUGACCAAUAAUUUGAACACAAAUAUUAUAUGACUUAAAUUAUUAACAUAUUUAAAGGAUACUUUUUAUUUUACUCUAUAUGUAUGUAAUAUACGUUUAUAUUUUUAUUAAAUCCAGAAAGGUAUUGAAUAAAAACUAUAAUGAAUAUUUUGUGUAAAUACAAAUUCUAUUAUGCCAAUGUACUUUUAAGUAAAAAUUAUUAAAAAAAUAUAUACCUAAGUAAUGAUAAGUGUGUUUUUUCUGACAAAUAUAUUUCCAAACAGGAAAAAACUUAAUAAACGUAGUUUGAAGCCAUUUGUAAAUAACGAAUUGCUCCGUUUAAAGUAUGUACCUUAAUUUUACCUAAUUUGGAAUGGAAUAUUUGAAUAUUACAGUAACAUCUCACGUGUAUGAGCCGUGAUAACCCAGUAGAGUGGAGUGGGAUAACCCUGUCUUCGAUUCCAAAGGGCGUGGGUUCGAAUCCGGUCCGGG